Messenger RNA from Scheffersomyces stipitis CBS 6054, 372 nucleotides. RefSeq lists its product as uncharacterized. Lineage: Eukaryota; Fungi; Ascomycota; Pichiomycetes; Serinales; Debaryomycetaceae. The record is from RefSeq and is a predicted model, not a curated record. The coding region runs from base 1 to 372 and encodes 123 amino acids. The transcript is spliced from 2 exons.
AUGACUUCACAUACUGAACUUAUUCAGCUGGCAAAAAAUAACCAAAUUGCCCAAUUGCGACAAUCGGCAGCUUAUUCGAAACAGCUAUCCAAUACCUUCUAUUCCCUCAUCAAGUCCAAUUCUACAAAUGGACCCAACACCUCAACUUUGAUAGAUAAAAUCACCACGAUCCAUCAGCUUAAUGACGAAAUCGAUAAGCAGUUGAACCAAGGCAUUGCUUCCAGUUUUGAUCAGUUGAUGCGAUCCAAGAAACGGCUUCAAAUUCUUAUUGAUGAUUGCAAUAUAGAUGUGCUUCAAUCGCGUUCAGAGUUGAUUGACCAGGAUUUGCGUAUUCUAGAACAGACUUUGAAGUUGGUGAAGAACCACCAAUAA